This is a messenger RNA of Neohortaea acidophila, 1615 nucleotides long. RefSeq lists its product as uncharacterized. The record is from RefSeq and is a predicted model, not a curated record. The coding region runs from base 91 to 1278 and encodes 395 amino acids. NCBI's taxonomy places the organism in Eukaryota, Fungi, Ascomycota, Dothideomycetes, Mycosphaerellales, Teratosphaeriaceae. The transcript is spliced from 2 exons.
GUGCGAACACUACAAUUCACCAGCUCGCUAUCCACACCGCACGGCACGACAUGACUUGUGACCGGUGAGCUAGAUCGAUGAUGCCCGGACAUGCGCAAAUGGACUUGGACGACGCCGAAAUCCGCCGCUCUCGGUAGACUCCCGCACGCACAAUCCUUCCCAUGUCGCUACACUAGCCUUGCUCUCUGUUCCGGCAUUCGCAGCAGGAAUGCCUCGACGACAGGGGCCUCGUCGCCCGUUGAGAAUGCCGAGUUGAUGCUCUCUCAUGAGGACGACGCCAGACGACUGCGCUCGCGUCACCUCUUUCGUGCCAUCCUCCGCGAGUGUACCUAUCUCCCCGACUCCGUCGCUCGUCAAUGGGCCCAACAACACGCCCUCGAGCGCUUUCGCACGUACGACUUCAAGUCUUGGGAGCAUCGAAAUGAUGUUGACUUCGGCCUGAGACUGCGAGCUAAAGAGAAGGAGGCGAGAAGCUGGGUGGCAUACCUGAAGCGAGCGAACGAGGGGGAGAGGAAGUGCCUGAUGCGAGUACUGUUCAUGGCGUAUGGACGGAUUGGGAAACGAAGGCAUGAGUUGAUGCUGCCCCUGCUGGCCAAAGCCGCAGAGGACGAGAGUGGCGCCGUCGACACCGACUGGUCGGAUAUCGAAAAAGCUCCGGCUCCGGACGUCCACCCAGCCCCAGAGAAUGCAAACAAGCCAUCCGUCCCGCGCAUUUCGGACAUGCUGCAGAUUGAGCCGCCUCUCACGCCUCCCCUGCGCGCUUUGUUGCAGUCACAAAUCCGCGCAUCACCUCCAGCGUUAUCGAGGUCCAAUCCACGCCGGGUGACUGGGAGCAUAGCCGCGCUCAAUGCAUGGCUCCGACCGAUGCCGCAAAAGCGCGUAGAGAAUAUGCGCAAGAAGCAUUACGCCGAGCUUUUGAAUCGCAUACUCCCUCCAUUGCCCACCGAGGAAUGGCAGCACUUACGGGAUCUCGCGACUGGUCGCAUUGAAAGUAAACGUCCGCGACAACGGCGAAGUAAGUCUUCCGAGCACGUGGAUCGCAAUCACUCACUCGAGGCGAUUGUCUCGUUUGGCAAGGCUCCGAUGAAGUUGUUGGAGACGCACAACGGACAUGCCAUCACGCCCCGAUACAUGCGCCGGUUGUAUGCCCAGGUGUUCAGCCAAUGUCCUUUGCUGGAUUGGGAUGUGGCAUCGUCAUCUUGGCGGGUGACCUGGGGCGAAGAAGCUCUGCGUGGAGGUGUAAGCAGCCCAGUCUCGCCUCAACGAACAUCGCCGUAAUCAACCAGGACUCUUUCGUUCUAUGAAUCGAGGUUGCACCUCGUUUCGCUCGGCUCGCCCCGCGACCAACGUGGACUUUGCUGCGCAGAUCGCGGCUGCUGCCUUUUACGCGAGGUCGGCGCUCCUGCAUCCACUCAAAAUCCGGGGAAGGACGAUCCAAACAGUCACACCAUCACCUCCUCCAACCAUCUUCCUACAACACACCUUCGCCGUACGCCACUCUCAACAUCCUACUUCCAGCAUGUCUCAUCUACCUGAUCCGUCGCAGCCUACCAUCAAGCAAGCCUCAGACACUGACGUGCCCGUCAUACUGUCGAUGAUCCGCGAGCUGGCUAGC